AUGGCAAGUGGUUGCCGAUAUGAAGUCAUUUUGCAAACAUGCUCCAUAUUAGAUUUGAUAGACAUAGGCGCCGUCAAACCGCUCGCCGAAGCAGUGUCCGGUUUUGCCGUGGUGGUGACAGAGCCAGGAGAAGAGUUCUUCAUCGCAACGGCGUACUUUACCUCGACGAAGACGCUGAUCGGUGCGCCGGUGCUGUCGACGCCCAAGGACGAUGAAAGCGUGAAGAUAGGUCUUCCUGCAGCAUCCAGAAUGAAGUCUUCGACCUGGAGCCGGGCGCUUUCGGCCAGUGUCGGCGCGGCAUCCGGUUCCUGGGCGGUCAGCGCUGCCGAUGGCGCCGCCAGGGCCCGGCAUGUCGUCGUCGCAAUUAAUGCCUACACAAAAGGGGUCGCUCCGGGGGUCCUCAAUGCCUCAAUACCGCUUCAGGCCUAUCAAAUCGUCAGUCAGCCUCUCGACGACAACGUUCGGCGCGUCAUUCUGCCCAGAACACGUACCAUAUAUGUCCCAGGAUCCGGCUCCACGUGGACGGGCGUCUCCAUGUCAGCAUCGACGGGCCAGCCUUUCUUUACGACGAGCGAUGAACCCUCGGCCUGA
Messenger RNA from Colletotrichum costaricense, 591 nucleotides. RefSeq lists its product as uncharacterized. The record is from RefSeq and is a predicted model, not a curated record. The transcript has a single exon. NCBI's taxonomy places the organism in Eukaryota, Fungi, Ascomycota, Sordariomycetes, Glomerellales, Glomerellaceae. Bases 1 to 591 code for a protein of 196 amino acids.